Messenger RNA from Truncatella angustata, 1509 nucleotides. Its product is annotated as cytochrome P450. Gene Ontology annotation, molecular function: heme binding; iron ion binding; monooxygenase activity. Bases 1 to 1509 code for a protein of 502 amino acids. The transcript has 6 exons. NCBI's taxonomy places the organism in Eukaryota, Fungi, Ascomycota, Sordariomycetes, Amphisphaeriales, Sporocadaceae. The record is from RefSeq and is a predicted model, not a curated record.
AUGACCGAUAUACUCCGAGAACCUUCGAAAUGGAGCUUGUCAUUCAUCGUUUUACAGUCGAGUAUACUUCUUGCGACAUUUUUGGUUUUGAUAAUCGUCAAGCGUCGUUAUUUUUCUCCCAUUAGCCACAUUCCGGGCCCUUUUGUUGCGUCGUUCUCGAGGCUUUGGCAUCUGCGUAAAAUCCUUCAAGGUGACCAACAGGUAUCCAUCGCUAAAGAGCACGAGAAGCAUGGACCAUUCCUUCGAUUGGCUCAUAAUGAAGUUAGUGUUUGUCAUCCAGAUGUCGUCAAAGCGCUUCUCCUCACGCCACUCCACAAGAGCAACUGGUACAGAAUUUUUGUGCUCCCUGACUACCGCACAUCCUCACCGCUAGGAAUUAGAGAUCCGAAGGAAAAGGCGCAACUGAACAAGCACUUUCAGCCAGGUUUCCAGCAUCAACAUGUCAUUCGCUCUGAACCUCACAUGGACGAAGUGAUGACGACGUUUUUCUCUUGGUUAGACCGGCACAGUGCUGAUGGUACGCCUAUGAAGAUGGGUGAGUUUUUUUCGUAUGCUGCGUAUGAUGUGACCGGAGAAGUCACAUUUUCGAAGUCGUUCGGGUUUACCGAGAAGGGAGAAGACAUUGGUGGUGCCGUGGCGGUGAACGAAGCUAUGGAGCUCUUCUUCGUUGUCCUUGGUUACUUCAGAAAUUGGAGCUUACUUCUCUGUAACCCUUUGACUACAUGGCUCGAGAUUUUGCCACUUGGAUACAUGGGAUCCACGGCUAAGAAAGUCCUUGCGGAACGUCGAAAGACCCCGGAUGCGCGUUUCGAUAUUGCGGCCCAUUGGUUUCGUGCUUUGGACAAGGUCGGAGACAACGACAACACCUGGAAUGAGGACCGAAUUGUCGCCGCUGCUAUUUCCAACCUCGGAGCCGGCUCUGAUACUGUAUCUUGUGGAAUGCAGAGUUUCGUAUACCACUUGAUCAGGCAUUCUGAUGGCUGGCAGCGGAUUCGGGAAGAAAUUGGCGUCGCCCAGAGGAAUGGCGAGUGCCAAGACCCGAUUAUCACGUACAAUGAUGCUGCCAAGCUUCCGUACUUGCAAUGCGCUCUUAAGGAGGCUUUGCGUAUAUUUGCUCCGAUCCCGAUGGGUUUACCGAGAGUCGCGCCUAAGGGAGGUGUUCGAUUCGGUGAUAGCUUCUUUCCCGAGGGAACGAUCCUCUCCGUCAAUCCGUAUGUUAUACAAACCUCCAAGGCGCUCUGGGGUCCUGAUGCAGGGGAGUUCAAGCCUGAACGAUGGCUUGCUCCAGAUGCUGGGCGGUUGGAGAAGUUCUUUUGCCCAUGGGGUGCUGGUUGGUCUACAUGUCCAGGACAGCACAUUGCCAGAAUCCAGAUGUCCAAGAUGGCGGCGACACUGGUCAGAGAUUAUGAUGUCAAGCAAGUUGACCCGAAAGAAGAGUGGGAAUGGAUGGCCUACUUCACCAUUGUGCCGCACGGCUGGCCCGUGUAUGUGUCGAAGCGGCGCACGUAG